Molecule: messenger RNA, 1502 nt
Organism: Eurytemora carolleeae
Lineage: Eukaryota; Metazoa; Arthropoda; Copepoda; Calanoida; Temoridae
Product: serine hydrolase-like protein
Exons: 15
Coding region: 223-1152 (309 amino acids)
Source: RefSeq, a predicted model, not a curated record
AUGGAUUAGAAAAGUUCUAAUUUUUUUCUUUUUCAAAAUUCGAGAUUUCAAGUUUACAAGGACGUACUUUUCUUAAAGGGACAGUACGCGUAAUUUCAUGUCACCCUCCAGCUAUAAACAUAUGUGUAACAGGAGAUAAAUGAUUAAAGGAAGUUUUAGAGGUAACAUUUUGAAUAGGAGCAGCCAAGGUACAAGUGGAACUACGUCUACAUUCCCUUUAAAAUGUCUAGGGAAAGGGUUUUCCCUGUACCGUGGGGGAAAAUUGCAGCACAAGAGUGGGGAAAUAAUCAGGCUAAUCAGCAUUGGUUACUGGUUCAUGGUUGGUUGGACAAUUCUAAUUCAUGGAUUCAUCUUGCACCUCUCCUAGCAGACAGAGGAGAUCAUGUGAUCGCAAUUGACCUACCUGGUUGUGGAAUGAGUUCCUGGCUACCUAAAGGAAUGAUGUAUCAUGAUUUGGAGAUUCUUGGGGCGAUUCAUAGAGUUGUUCUUCAGCUGAAUUGGAAAAGGUUUGGGUUGAUCGGACACUCGCUAGGCGGAGGGUUGGUGUUGACCUACGCCGCAACAUUCCCUGAAAGUGUAUCUCAUCUUGUCAUGCUAGAUAUCACAUUUGUACCAAUCAGACCUUUGACCCCGUACAGUUUUCAGCCUAGGGUUCGGAAGUCUAUUGAGUCAUUUCUAUUCAUAGAAAACAAAUUGGAGUCAGGGUAUGAUAAAGUGUUUAAGAGUAAAGAAGAAGCCAGAGAUCGUUUGAUGAAACCGCCAGUCUAUCUCAAGGAACAUGGAGUAACGGAGACCUAUACGGUGGAAUCCGCGGAUAUUUUGUUAGAACGAGGAUUGGAAAAGGUGGAUGUUGGAUACAGGUUGAGAAGAGAUAUUAGAUGGGUAGUACCAUCCCUCUAUUUUCUAGAUUUUAACGAUCAGCGAGAGCAGGGAAAGAAUAUACGUUGUCCACACUUAAUUAUCGAAGCCUCGAAGGGCCCCAAGUCUGAGUUUGCUCACUCGAUGUAUCCAAUCUUUAGAACAAAUCCUGAGUUUGUGAGCCACCAUCUGGAGGGUUUACAUCAUAUUCACAUGAACCAGCAUAAUAAAGUAAACGAGAUAAUUCUCGAGUUCUUAAAUUCUGCUCAUCAACAGAGAAAGGCAAAAAUGUAGUUUCCAUGAAUUAAAAAUAACAUUGAUUGUAAACAUGAACAAGAUAUAAGACAUAAAUAAUUGAAAUGUUUAAAAUAAAUAACAUUGCAAUAAGUAAUUAUUCAUUUUAUUCUGUAAAUCUAUAGCACAUCUAAAUUAUAAAAGAUAUUUUCAUUAAUUUACAUUUAAUGCUGAAAUGUUGGAAUAGUGCAGAAAUUAUAAACCAAAAUGUUAAACAAAAUAACGUAACGAUAUUUUCGCGCGGAUGAAUAUUUUAAUCGUUGAAUUUGGUUGAUAUUUACAAUAUAUUGUAACAGUGGGCGAGUUUUGUUGAUCUUUUACGAUCAGCAAUUCAAGGAUUUUUUGGAUCG